Rhincodon typus (whale shark) is the source of this 777-nucleotide messenger RNA. Its product is annotated as PRELI domain containing protein 3A-like. NCBI's taxonomy places the organism in Eukaryota, Metazoa, Chordata, Chondrichthyes, Orectolobiformes, Rhincodontidae. The record is from RefSeq and is a predicted model, not a curated record. Gene Ontology annotation, molecular function: phosphatidic acid transfer activity. Gene Ontology annotation, cellular component: mitochondrial intermembrane space. Gene Ontology annotation, biological process: phospholipid transport. Bases 131 to 454 code for a protein of 107 amino acids. The transcript is spliced from 3 exons.
GUAGACGUUCGGCUCCUGUCAGGUGGAGAUUGAGUGGCGGAGCUGAAGGAGUUGUGGGGGCUGGUGUGAAGGGUCUGGGGGCAAGGAGCAGCUCCUUUCCCGGACACAGUGCGGCCUGGCCUCCGGUGCCAUGAAGAUCUGGAGCUCGGAGCACCUCUUCAGAUUCAUAAGCUCCUGGGACUCUGCAUUGCAGAAAGAACUGGAGGACUGUUAUUUCUGUGAAGGGUUGUGUGCGUCUCUGUGUGAAAAACAAGUAACAUUUCCCAUUGGAAGCCAUCCCUGGGAGACAGUUAUCAAAGCUGCGAUGCGUAAAUACCCCAAUCCCAUGAAUCCCAAUGUGGUAGGAGUGGAUGUGUUGGAGAGAAAUCUCGAUACUCGAGGAAGACUGCAUAGCCAUCGUCUGCUUAGUACCGAGUGGGGCCUCCCCAGCAUUGUUAUAGCUGUAAGUCCGUAAGCAUCAUUUUGUACAAUAUUUUCUGUUUAUUUGAAUACCCAUUGGUUAAUAUUACUAAAACUAAAACAAGAGGUUUUUAUGGUCUAAUAUCUUAAUUUGUAUGAAUCACUCAUGUCUAGAUCCCGGUUUGUACAUUUGACCCAUACAAGACUAGGUGCAGAAUAAUCUGAUUUCUGCAUUAAAUCCAGAAGAAUAAUAAACUGAAAAAAAUAUUGCACAUGAAGGCUAAGGUAGUAAUAUGUUCUUUUCAUACAUACGAACAAGUAAAAGAGUGGGCUACUCAGUCCUUCAAGCCUUCUCCACCAUUCAGCAGAGUCAGAGAA